CCCUUUUAUUCCACCUUCUUCUUCAGCUUCCACGUCUUCAACAAACUUAGAAAUGCUCAGAAACAACACUGUGAUUAGAAGACAGUUCUCAUCUUGUCUCCCAAGACUUCAAAAACUGCACAACACACCGGAAGUCAUUGCGGAGAAAGUGGAGGGCUCUGAUGAUGUUAAGCUAAAGAUCAAACCACUCAAACGUCAGAAUGAAGACCUGAAGACCAAGAGGGCCCGUUUGACGUAUCAGAGCCGUAAGAGAGGUAUAUUGGAGACCGACCUCUUGCUCUCCAGGUUCUCAAAGAAAUACUUGGACUCGUUCACAGAAGCUGAGCUCGAUGAGUACGACAAGUUACUCGAUGAACUGGACUGGGACAUUUACUAUUGGGCUACGAAGAACUACGCAAUAACACCAUUGCCAGAUAAGUGGAAAGAUUCAAAGAUCCUGAAACAACUACAGGAGUUUUCCGAGAAUAAGGAGAAGGUGAUCAUGAGAAUGCCAAGUUUGUAAAAGGGGUCCAAUUCUUCAGUGUAUACUCUUGUAAAUAUUUGUAACUCC
Messenger RNA from Williopsis jadinii, 550 nucleotides. It is a transcript of the gene SDH5, whose product is annotated as succinate dehydrogenase assembly factor SDH5. The transcript has a single exon. Gene Ontology annotation, biological process: protein-FAD linkage; mitochondrial electron transport, succinate to ubiquinone; mitochondrial respiratory chain complex II assembly. Gene Ontology annotation, cellular component: mitochondrion. The record is from RefSeq and is a predicted model, not a curated record. NCBI's taxonomy places the organism in Eukaryota, Fungi, Ascomycota, Saccharomycetes, Phaffomycetales, Wickerhamomycetaceae. Bases 53 to 502 code for a protein of 149 amino acids.